Molecule: messenger RNA, 1365 nt
Organism: Motacilla alba alba
Lineage: Eukaryota; Metazoa; Chordata; Aves; Passeriformes; Motacillidae
Product: interferon alpha-inducible protein 27-like protein 2A
Exons: 6
Coding region: 462-872 (136 amino acids)
Biological process (GO): apoptotic signaling pathway
Cellular component (GO): mitochondrion; membrane
Source: RefSeq, a predicted model, not a curated record
CAGCUGAGACAGCAACAUCAGGAGUUGAUGGGAAUGACACUGAAACUCAGUGACUGAGCAAUUUCUCAUAAAUUACUUGUCCUGACAUUCCCUUUUGGGAUCUUUCCUGCAGCACUUUGACCCUCAGAGCACAGUGCACACAGGACAGGUUGGUGCUGUGGGGUGCUGUGCUCCCACAGGGGAUGUCUGGGGACAGCAGCCUCUCUGUGUAGGGAGGCCAGUAAUGUGGGGCUGCUCACCUCCCUGCACCAGUGGGGAGAGAUAAGAUCUAACUGAUAAAAUAGGCUGUGGGAGGCACCUGCAGAAUGCCAUGGCAGCAUGGAGAAGCUUGAGUGACCUUGGCAAGAAAUGUCACUUGGUAGACGCCCUAAGGAGAGGAGCUUGCUGGAAUCUUCCAGACACCUGAACAGCACGAGAUCACACCAUAGAAGGAUGAUAAGAAAGAAUUUACAGCAUUACUCAUGUGGCAAUGUGUGGUACUGGGAUUAGAGCAGACUGAUCCUGUCCAGCUGGCCAUGGGUACAAGUGCAGUCACCGUUGCAAUCGUCACUCUACUCGUGAUUGGAUGUACAGUUGUAGGGGUCAAUGGAAGUGUCCUUGGAGGUGUCAUUGGAGCCACAGUGGGAGCAGGAUUGGCAGUGUUUGGCCUCCCGCUGGGCAUCGCUGCACUGGGGUUCACCGGGGCCGGCAUCGCCGCUGGCUCCAUCGCUGCCAAGAUGAUGUCGGCAGCUGCCAUCGCCAACGGCGGCGGAGUGGCUGCUGGCAGCAUUGUGGCCCUACUGCAGUCCCUUGGAGCUGCAGGUCUCUCAAUUUGUGCCAAAGUUGGGCUGGGCUUAGCUGUUGCAGCAAGCUUUGCCUGGCUCACUGGGUGAAAGAAACCUCCAAGUGAUCAAGCUAAAAAAGGUAGAAAAUUCAAGAAGAAAUAACUUGGAUGACAAACAUGAGGAGGAGACAACUCCAGACAAGCAACCCAAGAGAAGCCAAGCAGGUGCCUGAUGCCAAGGCCUUGCCCUGCACAAUGCAGCUGCUGGGAAGCCCCCACAGACCCCUCAGGUCUCUGCCUCCCCUUGUAAAACCUUGUAUUCUUGUGAGCAGCAAUUUCCCUGAAGCCAAUAAAUGUGCUUUGCUUGCAGCAGAGUUGGUGUUCCUGUGUGGCUGCAGCUCAGGGUGAUGGUGGCAUUAGAGGGGGACAGGGCACAGGGGAUGUUGAGUCCCAGGACUGAGCUGCUCGCUGCUGGUGCCCCCAGUUCCCCUGCACUCAGUUUGGGGCAGGGCAGUAGCUACAGCCCGCGCCAGAGGAACAAACCUGAGUGUGAGUGGGAAAUCCACAUGGGCACCACCAGGGGUUGCUGUGCAGGUGAUCAG